Giardia duodenalis is the source of this 1302-nucleotide messenger RNA. Its product is annotated as Iron-sulfur cluster biosynthesis protein IscS. The transcript has a single exon. The record is from RefSeq and is a predicted model, not a curated record. NCBI's taxonomy places the organism in Eukaryota, Fornicata, Diplomonadida, Hexamitidae. Gene Ontology annotation, molecular function: cysteine desulfurase activity. Gene Ontology annotation, biological process: iron-sulfur cluster assembly. Bases 1 to 1302 code for a protein of 433 amino acids. Gene Ontology annotation, cellular component: cytosol; mitochondrion.
AUGAUUUACCUGGACAACCAGGCCACUACGGCUAUCGACCCCCGCGUGUUAGCUAAGAUGGUCCCGUACAUGACCACAAACUUUGCUAAUGUUCACUCUACGCACCGUCUGGGGCGCUCUCUCCGAAAGGUUGUUGAGAAGGCCAGGGAGCAGGUUGCCGGGGCGAUAGGUGCCGCGCCCGGGGAGAUCAUAUUCACUAGCGGUGCAACAGAGUCUAAUAAUAUUGCGCUCAAGGGGGUUUGUCACUUCUACGGUGAUGACAAGCCGCAUCUAGCAAUUUCCCGGAUCGAGCACAAGUGUGUCCUUGAGUCCGCGCGGAAGCUGGAGUCAGAGGGAUUUAAGCUUCACUGGAUAGAUGUAGACGACGAGGGACUUGUCAAGUUGGACCAGCUCCAGGACCUCCUGAAGACCUACUACGACCCCGAGGAGGAGGAGUCGAAGGUGGCCAUUGUGAGCAUCAUGGCUGCGAACAAUGAGAUUGGGACCAUCCAGGAUUUGGGGGCCAUUGGUAAGGUCUGCGAGCAAUACGAGACGCUGUUUCACACCGAUGCAGCGCAGGCCCUCGGCAAGAUACCUCUGGAUGUGGUCAGAGACAAGAUUGAUCUGAUGAGUCUCUCGGGGCACAAGAUUUAUGGGCCCAAAGGCGUGGGUGCCUUGUACAUAAAGAGAACCGAUGAAAAGAGAGUCCACCUGGACCCCGUGUUCAGCGGGGGCGGCCAAGAAGGUGGGAUCCGUAGCGGAACUCUCCCAGUUUUCCUGGUGGUUGGUAUGGGUGAGGCGGCAGAGCUUGCACAGAAGGAGAUGAAGAAGGACGCCCUCCACUACAAGAGCCUCUUUGAGAUUGCCAGGGAGAAGCUGCUCUCCCUUCCUUCUGUGAGGCUUAAUGGGCCGUUUCCAGAGGACGCGAUUCUAGCAGACAAGACAAAAGGCGCUCAAAAGUCUCAGAAGAAGGAGCCCUUCAGUAAGAAGCGCAUUCUUAACAACAUGAACAUCAGCUUUUUCGGGGUAGAAGGGGAGUCUCUGAUGCUUGGAUUGGAUGAUGCCAUUUGCAUGUCCAGCGGAAGCGCCUGCACGUCUCAGUCCCUCGAGCCCAGCCAUGUUCUGUUUGCGCUAGGGCUGGACCCAGAGUUUGCUCAUACGGCUGUGCGACUGGGGACAUCACGAUUUACUACGGAGGCAGAGUUCCGCCGGGCAUGCGAUCUCAUAGCGAAGCAGGUCGCCCAUCUCAGGGAUCUUUCGCCUCUCUGGGAGAUGACUCAGAAGGGGAUCGAUACAAAGAGCAUAGAGUGGAAGCAUGACUAG